UGAUUUUCAGUAAUCUUAAAUCCUCUCCAACUGCUGCCUUUGCUCAUCUGCCGAUCGUGGAAACUCCAUUUUUACUGAUCAGCCAUGGAUGUACCGAGCCUUGCUGUUAUUCUUCAAGCAUCACUCAGCCCUCUCCCGGAGCAGCGAAAAGCGGCAGAGGAGAGCCUUAAUCAGUUCCAAUAUGCCCCCCAACAUUUGGUGAGACUGUUACAAAUCAUUGUCGAUGGCAACUGUGAUACAGCCAUACGACAAGCCGCCAGUAUUCAUUUCAAAAAUUUUGUGGCUAAAAAUUGGUCACCCCAUGAGCCUGGUGAGCAGCAAAAGAUAUCAACGACUGACAAAGAUAUGGUGAGGGAGAAUCUUCUUUUAUUCAUUAUGCAAGUUCCCCCGUUGCUGAGGUCACAGCUUGGUGAGUGCCUCAAGACUAUCAUCCAUGAUGAUUACCCCGAACAGUGGCCUAGCCUGUUGCAUUGGAUAAAGCACAACUUACAAGGCCAACAAGUAUAUGGAGCUUUAUAUGUAUUGAGGAUUCUUUCUAGGAAAUACGAGUUUAAAUCGGAUGAAGAGCGGACACCGGCUUAUCUCAUUGUUGAGGAGACGUUUCCUUAUUUAUUGAGUAUAUUUAACGGACUUGUUCAAACUGCCAACCCUAUGCUGGAAGUUGCAGAUUUAAUUAAACUUAUCUGCAAAAUAUUUUGGUCAUCGAUAUAUUUAGAGAUUCCGAAGCAGCUGUUUGAUGCCAAUGUUUUCAAUGCAUGGAUGAUUGUGUUCUUGAACAUAUUGGAAAGGCCUGUUCCUUCGGAAGGCCAGCCAACUGAUCCAGAGUUAAGAAAAUUGUGGAGUUGGUGGAAAGUGAAGAAAUGGACUGUUCACAUUUUAAACCGAUUGUAUACGCGGUUUGGAGAUUCGAAACUUCAAAAGCCAGAGAACAAAGCUUUUGCUCAGAUGUUUCAGAAAAAUUAUGCAGGGAAAAUUUUGGAAUGCCAUCUAAACUCGUUGAAUGUGAUCCUUGAGGGCGGAUAUAUUCCUGAUAGAGUUAUCAACCUUACUCUCCAAUAUUUGACCAACAGCAUUUCAAAAAAUAGUAUGUAUCAGUUGCUGGAGCCACGGCUUGACAUGUUUCUUUCUGAGAUUAUUUUUCCACUUAUGUGCUUCAAUGACGAUGACCAAAAGUUAUGGAAUGAUGAUCCACAUGAGUAUGUGCGAAAAGGUUAUGAUAUCAUUGAAGACUUAUAUAGCCCUCGAACGGCAUCCAUGGAUUUUGUGAGUGAGUUGGUGAGGAAACGUGGAAAAGAAAACCUUCAAAAAUUCAUUCAGUUCAUUGUGGAUAUUCUUGUAAGAUACGAUGAGGCAUUGAUCGAGAAUAAGCCAUAUCGAAAAAAAGAUGGUGCUCUUCUUGCUAUUGGAACAUUAUGUGAUAAAUUGAGAAGAACUGAACCUUACAAGUCUGAGCUUGAGAGAAUGUUGGUGCAACAUGUUUUUCCUGAGUUUAGCAGUCCAGCUGGUCAUCUUAGAGCAAAGGCGGCAUGGGUUGCGGGCCAGUAUGCUGACAUCAACUUUUCAGACCAAAACAACUUUCGCAAAGCGUUACACAGUGUUGUUUCUGGGUUACAAGAUUCAGAGCUUCCAGUACGUGUCGAUUCGGUCUUUGCCUUACGCUCGUUUGUUGAAGCUUGUAAAGAUUUAGAUGAAAUUCGUCCUAUUCUUCCUCAAUUGCUGGAUGAGUUCUUUAAACUCAUGAAUGAGGUUGAGAAUGAGGACCUUGUUUUCACUCUUGAGUCUAUUGUAGACAAGUUUGGUGAAGAGAUGGCACCUUAUGCUCUUGGGUUGUGUCAGAAUUUGGCUUUUGCAUUUUGGAAGUUUAUGGAUACCUCUGAAGCUGAUGAUGAGUCAGAAGAUCCUGGUGCUCUGGCUGCUGUUGGUUGUUUGCGUGCCAUAAGCACAAUUCUUGAAUCUGUGAGCCGGAUUCCCCAUCUUUUUAUACAAAUCGAGCCCAUUUUAUUGCCUAUAAUGAGAAGGAUGUUAACUACAGAUGGACAAGAGAUUUUUGAGGAAGUUUUGGACAUUGUUUCAUAUAUGACAUUUUCUUCUCCGACAAUUUCUUUGGAGAUGUGGAAUCUUUGGCCCUUGAUGAUGGAAGCAUUGGCAGAAUGGGCUAUAGAUUUCUUUGAAAAUAUUCUGGUACCACUGUACAAUUACAUAUCCAGGAGUACUACACAUUUCCUCACAUGCAAAGAUCCGGACUACCAGCAAAGCCUUUGGCAUAUGCUGUCAUCUAUUAUGGCGGAUAAAAAUAUGGAGGACCAUGAUAUUGAGCCUGCUCCUAAGCUUAUUGAAGUUGUGUUUCAAAAUUGCAAAGGUCAGGUGGAUCAAUGGGUUGAGCCAUAUCUUAGAAUCACAGUUGAUCGGUUGCAGCGGACAGAGAGACCAUACUUAAAAUGCCUCCUUGUACUAGUGAUUGCUGAUGCGCUUUACUAUAAUGCAUCUUUGACAUUUAGAGUAUUGCAAAAGCUUGGGGUUGCAACAGAAGUUUUUAAUCUCUGGUUUCAGAUGUUGCAACAAGUGAAAGAGAGUGGCAUCCAUGUGAAUUUUAGAAGGGAACAUGAUAAAAAAGUCUGCUGCUUGGGAUUGACUUCACUUCUUACACUUCCGGCAGACCAGUUACCGACUGAAGCCAUGGAACGCGUGUUUAGAGCAAUACUUGAACUGCUUGUUGCUUACAAGGAUCAAGUUGCAGAAUCUGGCAAGGAGGAAAAUGGUGAUGAUGAUGAUGAUGCUAUGGAUGGCAUCCAAACAGAUGAGGAGGAUGAUGAGGAUUCUGACAAUGAAAUGGGAGUUGAUGACGAGGAUGGGGAUGAAGCCGGUCUUAAGCUUCAAAAGUUGGCAGGCCAGGCGAAGGCUUUUCAACCUGACGAGGAUGAUGAUGACUCAGAUGAGGAUUUUAGUGAUGGUGAAGAGCUGGAGUCACCCAUUGAUGAGGUGGAUCCCUUUGUUUUCUUUGUGGACACCAUCAAAGCCAUUCAAGUAUCCAACCCCGCACGGUUUCAGAACCUGAUGCAGACCUUGGACUUCCACAAUCAGGCACUUGUCAACAGCAUUGCUCUGCAUGCUGAAGAAAGGAGAGCAGAGAUAGAGAAAGUUAAGCUGGAGAAGGCUGUUGGUCCGUGAAUCAUGCAUGGUGGGGGGUGAAGUUUGGGAAGAGAUAUUGCCAUCCAUACCUUUUGUCGGCGUCUGUUUAUUUAGUUGGUAGAGAAACCAUCAUGGGUUGUGGAUUGCCAUGUGCCGUGAUCACCCUGGCCACACACAGAGAGCCAAAGGGUAUCCCAUGUGGAAGUGUUACGACCUGGAAGUUCCAGAAACUAAUGGCACAUUCCCCAUGAAGAGAACGAAAACGAACCUGAUGUUGGGAAUACUGUCUGUUCUCGUGGGCUUAUGUGUUUCCUUUGCCUGUACACGCAUGCUUCGAAUGCAUCUGGAUCUGCUGUCUUUGGUUACAUGUUCUGAUUUGGUGGCUGGAUUUUCUUGUGGCUCAGCCUCAAAUCAUUUUUCCCUGUUUGAGUCGAUUUGUCUGGGAGAUGACAUCCCUUUAUCUGGAUCUGAGUUUGAUCUGGUCCAUUGAUCGAUUUUUGUUGCUGUGCUACAGCUGGGUUCAAUUACCGAGUGUAUAUGACAUUUUCCCCCCUAUAAAAAAACACAGGAGAUGGUGAUAUAAUGGCUGUAUUGUGGGUGGGUCUCGAAAAUUCCAUUUGUUUAGUUGGUUUUGGAGCAAUAUCGGUUCUGAUUGGUCAGUGGAUGACGGGACCCUUUAUUGAUUUUUGUAUGUAAAUAGCAUUCAUCUAUUCUUUCUUGGAUAAAAGGGGAUGUUUGUGCUGCUUCAAAAAAAAAAGGAUGAUUAUGUUUAUUUCUAACAUAUGGUUUAUAUAAAAUUUUUGAGUGAUAAUGUGAUA
This is a messenger RNA of Magnolia sinica, 3947 nucleotides long. RefSeq names its product importin beta-like SAD2. The record is from RefSeq and is a predicted model, not a curated record. Gene Ontology annotation, molecular function: small GTPase binding. Gene Ontology annotation, cellular component: nuclear envelope; cytosol. Bases 85 to 3168 code for a protein of 1027 amino acids. The transcript is spliced from 22 exons. Lineage: Eukaryota; Viridiplantae; Streptophyta; Magnoliopsida; Magnoliales; Magnoliaceae. Gene Ontology annotation, biological process: protein import into nucleus.